Molecule: messenger RNA, 1455 nt
Organism: Stegodyphus dumicola
Lineage: Eukaryota; Metazoa; Arthropoda; Arachnida; Araneae; Eresidae
Product: cyclin-dependent kinase-like 1
Source: RefSeq, a predicted model, not a curated record
AUGGCCACUUCUUCCACAAUGGCGGAUAGUGGAUCAAAGCUACAAGACAGUGAGAAGAAACGCAGGCGCGAAAAGAUAGUUCGCUUAACUCUUGAAAUUCUGGAAAGUGAAAAGGACUACCAGGUGCUAAAUAUUCUUGGAUGUGGUACCUACGGUGAUGUGUUCCAGGUAUAUGAUUCUAAAAGAGAUAUUGAAAUCGCAGCGAAGGUUGUUACUUCGGAUAAUAUCUCAGAAAUGGAACUGAGCUUGUGGCCAAAAUUGAAUCAUCCUAAUAUUGUCCCUCUUAUGGAGUUGUUUACAUUGAAUCUGCUCGAUGUGGUGAUAUUCGUUAUGCCUCUUCAAUACAAGACACUGCAUGAUCUGUUAUUUGAUACUCGAUUCUCUAAGUCUCGAAACUCUUCCUUCUACUUAAAGAGAUGGUUCUUCGAGAUUCUUUGUGCCAUCAAUUACAUGCACGAACAUGAAAUGUGUCAUUUAGAUAUUAAAGUAGACAAUGUGCUGAUCACGCAUACAUUUUCAGCAAUGCUCUGUGAUUUUUCAUUCUUGAAUGAGACAACGAAACCUCUCGAAAGAUAUGAUUUGGGUCUUCCGUACAUCUAUCGUCCUCCAGAAGCAUGUAUUUCAUUAGGAAAAAGUAUAUCAUUAAACGGAAUAGCAUAUGACAUGUGGGGAUAUGGAGUUAUGGUGGUGGAAAUUUUCACUCAUAUGUCUUUGGCUAUAACAAUCAUGGACUGCAAAUGUUGGUUCAAAGAAGUUUACCCUAUUUUGUUUGAUAUGCUUCAGGAGGACGAAUUUACAGCAAAGUUGUUCAAAGCUCUACCUGGAAUUAAUGCUAAAGAAUGUGAACCAGCAUUAGCUUUGAAUUUCAUCCAUAUGUUCUUGAAAGUGGAUCCAUUCCAAAGAUCUUCAGCUGAAGAAGCAAAACAGCAUGUUUUCUUAGGGUCUGGUUCAAUAAUUUCUAAAGCUGAUGAAAUCUGGAAAAAUAAAGUUGAAGAAAUAGUAAUCGUUAACAGAAGUGAUGAUGACAACGGCUCAGAUGAACCUGAAUGCUCCCAUAAGAGAAAUUCUCAAACUACUGAAGAUUUUGACUAUGAACAUAGUUCCAGGGAUAGUCAUUCAGAUAUUGGUCUUGAAACAGAAAACUAUUGUCCCGAAGUCUUUGAAACGAAACCUCCUAUUGGGACAGAAGAUUCGGAUCUCUUUGAUUCUAUGGAAAUUUCAACCAGUUAUCGAGCAGCCGUUUCAGAUUUCCAGUCACUUGCGAAGGAAGAAAGCUCUGAGAAAAUUUCUGCUAGUAUUGAUAUUUGCUUACAUGACCAAGAAAUUUAUCAGAGCAAUAAUUUGAAAGGUUAUGGUAACGACGAGUCAGUAAAUAGCUGCACACCAUCCAAACUCCAACAGCAGCUGAAAAUAUCAAGUAGUAAAAUAAAAAUUGUAUCGCCUAAACAGUCUUGA